Prunus armeniaca (apricot) is the source of this 294-nucleotide messenger RNA. The record is from the annotation of a GenBank genome assembly. NCBI's taxonomy places the organism in Eukaryota, Viridiplantae, Streptophyta, Magnoliopsida, Rosales, Rosaceae.
AUGGCCAGGGGCUGGGGAAGGUUCAUAUUCUUCGAACGCCUCGGUGUGAUAAGACUCGUAGUCUUUGGAGUGUGCCACCCUUGGGUCUUUGGGUUUAACGGAUAUGGGGAUUGGGUCUGUUUGACAGUCCAAGAGACGGUCCAUGCAAUCCUUGUAGACCUUCACCGGUUCAUGGGGCCGAUCCCUCGAUGGGGAGAUGUGAAGGAGCCGCAACUUAGUUGUCGCUGGGUAAAGAGGGCCUUUACCCUUACCAAGCCUAGGCUGGACCGGGGCGCUAUGGUGAGAGGGCACUAG